GCUAUCGCGAGGACGGACGAGAUAAUUUCGUGUCCCGUCGUCACUCCGGUCCCGCGAGGGCUUCGGUGAUACAGUUACGCUUGAUUCUGACGAGUAACCCGAGCGAGAUAUAUAUCAAUACGAUCGUAAGAGGAGGAGUGAGACAGAAAGAGAACGAGCGACAGGAAGAGGAGCCGACGUCAAUCGUACUUGCCGACGCACGUCUCACAAUGUUCUCCGGCCUGACGAAUCAGGUGUCCAACUGGAUGGGCAAGAAGCCCGAAAACGGGAGCGAGACGACACCUGAGCACAAGCCCGCCUCUCCGGAUGCCGAGAGCGGCGCGGAAUCCGAGAAAAAGAACAACACCAGUCCGAAAGGCAACAAACUGGAAAUGUUCGCCGGAGUAAAAAAUCAAAUGUCUGGCUGGUUGAGCAGCGGUAUACCCGGACUGAGCCGCGGCGCUGGGGCGGGUGAGGGUGAGGCCCAACCGCCAACAGCCGAGUCGGAAGAGACCCAAUUACCUCAAGAGAGUCAGGCUCCUGCCGGCGAGCAAGUGAAGGACGACGACGCGAGCAGCGCGACCGGUGGAGCGGACAGCGGUCCCGCGAGUUUAGAGGGGACUCCGACCGAUGACAAGAACGGACAGCAGGCUUUCGGUGCCGUUUCUACGAAGGCGCUGGCGGGUGCGAAGAGCUUCGGCGGAUUCUUGUACAGCGCCGUAAACAAGGCCGGGAAGACCGUGGUGGAGGCCAGCGUGAAGAUCAAGAAGACCGUCGAAGAGAACAGGCUGAUCGCUGAACUCAACAAAGAACAGGAGGCUUUCAUCGCCAGCAAGCAGACGGGCGAGAAGGUUGAGGCUGUUGCACCUUGGGUCGGCGCGCCGAACGAGGAUGCGCUGCGCGAGGAAGUUCUGUCGCUCUCCACCGAUCGGCGUAAUUUCGUGAGAGCACCGCCACCAGGCGUGGAAUUCGCCUGGGAUUUUGAGGCUAUUCAGCCAAUGGCACAAGCCACCCUCGCCCUGGAUCCGAAUCUUGAAGCCAUGAGGUUCGAGCUUGUCCCGAAAGUUAUAUCCGAGGAGAAUUUCUGGCGCAACUACUUCUACCGAGUGUCCUUGCUGCGUCAGGGUUACGAGCUGAACGCGAUGGCCAGCCAGCAAGAGGAAAGCAACCCCAAUCAAACCAGCACCACCGAUAGUAUCGAACACACUCAAGUUCAAAUGACCACUGGCCAAACCACCACCAACUACGCGAGGACGACAGCGAGCAGUAACAGCGCCGAUUCGCCAGGUCACGAGUUCGUGUCCGAUACCAUGAGGGUCUCGGACACAGACCUCGAGGAGGUCCGAGAAGGGAUGAAAAAGCUGGGAAUGCAGCCGCCGAAAGAAGAAGAUUGGGAACGUGAAUUGGAGGCCGAGCUAAAGGAUUACGAGGUAGUAACCGGAACCGGAACCGGCGGUCACGAGAGGAGCGGCACUACGUACGCGAAAGACGCCAGCGCCAGCGAUAACGAUUGGGAGAAGCAUAUCGACGAGCUGCUCGCCAACGAGGACGACGAGGACCUCAAAUGAGCCGAGGAGAUCCUCCUCGUGACCGGAUAAAGAGGGAUCUCGUCGCUUCACGUUGCGAGAUCCCGCGCGAGAUCGGCGAGCUUGUUUUCGCAUAAAAGAUUUUAUCUCGAAAAAUAGCUCGCAAAGUUUGUGGUUUUUUUUAUACAUAUUAUUUUUCCGUCGAUCUCCUCGACCUCGUAUUUAUAAGGGAGAAAAGCGAAACGAAGCGAUGGAAAAAAAAAAAAAAAAAAACAUUAAAAUCGUUUUUCUCUACAGGGGAUCGAUUCGGCGAUGGAUUGAGAUUCUGCGAGUUUUAUACAAUAUAUAUAUAUAUAUACACACACACACACACACAUUUUACGCUUUUAAUAUUAAAUAUACCGCUACUUUUUUAGCGCGAAACGGAAGAACCUAUUUUUACACGUGCUACAAAUGUGCAAGUUACUCCUUACUUUGUGAUCAUACGUGUGAGAAAAAAAAUAUCGAACCGAUCGAAAUUCAAAUCCAAAACGAGAAGGAGAUAAGAUCUCUUUCUCUGCUUGUUUGAUUUGAGGGUUUUUUCUUGAAGAGGAGAAUUUAUAUACUAUAUCUCGAUAGAUUAGUACAAUCUUUGAUACCGCACAUACCGCCGUCAGUACACGAUUUUUUCUUUGGCUUCCUUUUCAUCGAGAAAUUUGUAUAGUUGCGGUCUCGGUCGUCUGUUGUCGCGCGUUUUUCUACUCGUGAUACUCGUCGCGAACAAAAAUGUAUGUAGUAGUACAUACGGGGGAAAGAACAUCUCUUUUUGUUUUAUUUCGAUCCAUCGCCGAUUCUCUCUCGGGGAAAAGAAACGCGAAUAUAGACAAGAGAUUCUUUCAGAAUCGGCUCGCGUCCUUGGAAAGUUUGUUAGGGAGGGGGUUGGGGAAGGGGGAACAAGAUAAAGAGUUGAGCUCAAAGAUGUAAAUCCGGAAAAAUCACACGAGAUAUAUGCGCGAUCCGACGUAAAAUCACGAGUGUGACGAUAAAAAAAAAACGGCGAGGGGAUCGCGUAAGAGCAGAAACAAGUCACAAAGUCCAGGAUCGUUGUUGGUUUUAUUUCUCUCCGAAUUUUUUCCAAAACAAACACACACAGCAUGUUCUUCGCGAUCUUCGAACACGAUGAACAUCCCACAAAAACUUUUUAACCGUUCCGUAACUUGAAGAAGCGGAAAAGAUAUCGUCGUAUUCUCGUACGUACGUUUACAUUUGUUACGUGCAAUUUAUACGAUCGUAAGUUUUCCGCUUCCUUGAAGUACAGGACGAUCGUCCUAGAAGUUGGUCCUAGUUUCUAGGCACGAAGGCCGGAGAAAAACCCUGAAAUUUUUAAUCACACGCUUAUGUCAAUUAUCGGACGCUCGCUGCGUCCGAGAAAACAAAAAUAUUGAUUGUACUAAAAUAAAGUUAUUGUAUCUUCAAAAUUAUGUGAUAUUACAAAUUAAUUAAUUUGGAUAUCGGAUUAGAAACGCGCUGUGUACGAAUCGAUCGCUCUUCAUCGUGGUUCGAAGAAUCGACAGUUCUUCAAGAUAAAUUACACUGCCGUGUGCCGAAGGACACCGUUUCGAGCGCGGAUCGACGAUUAUAUGAAGAUUAAUGACGCAUUUAUUUGCGCGCAUCUCGCGGUGUGUUGCUUGUAUAAAAAUUGCGAAUGAGUUUCGAAUUACGGUGUAAUGCGAUAUGUUUUUUAUUUUAUUUUUUUAUUUUUUUUUUUUUUU
Messenger RNA from Pseudomyrmex gracilis, 3256 nucleotides. RefSeq names its product synapse-associated protein of 47 kDa (gene Sap47). The transcript has 9 exons. The coding region runs from base 210 to 1547 and encodes 445 amino acids. The record is from RefSeq and is a predicted model, not a curated record. Gene Ontology annotation, cellular component: cytoplasm; synapse. Lineage: Eukaryota; Metazoa; Arthropoda; Insecta; Hymenoptera; Formicidae.